GAAGGCGGCGGCGGCGGCAGCAGAGGCGGCGGCGAGGCCCCCAUGGGCCGGCGGCGGGCCUCAGCCGCGGCCUCCACUUCUCCGCACGCCGGCGGGAUGGCGCCCGGGCCCCGGAGGAGCCGCGCUAGCCAAGGCCUGCUGCCGCGCUGCUGAGGCGAGCCCGCCAAACUCCCCUCCCCCUCCUCCGUCCUCGACCCCCCGCACCUCACCCCUUCCCCACCCCCUCCUCCGUUUCGGUCCCCGGCGCUGCUCCGGACCACUAUGACCAUGAGAUCCGCAGUGUUCAAGGCGGCCGCGGCCCCUGCCGGCGGCAACCCUGAGCAGCGACUGGACUACGAGCGAGCUGCGGCGCUGGGCGGGCCCGAGGACGAGCCCGGGGCGGCCGAAGCCCACUUCCUCCCCCGGCACCGUAAGCUCAAGGAGCCGGGGCCUCCGCUGGCCUCUUCCCAGGGCGGGAGCCCUGCGCCCUCCCCGGCCGGCUGCGGCGGCAAGGGCCGGGGCUUGUUACUCCCGGCCGGGGCGGCCCCCGGGCAGCAGGAAGAGAGCUGGGGCGGCUCGGUGCCCUUGCCCUGUCCGCCCCCGGCCACCAAACAAGCUGGCAUUGGGGGGGAGCCAGCGGCAGCCGGAGCCGGCUGCAGUCCCCGACCCAAGUAUCAGGCGGUGCUGCCCAUUCAGACGGGCUCUCUCGUGGCGGCGGCCAAAGAGCCUACGCCCUGGGCUGGGGACAAGGGUGGGGCGGCUCCCCCAGGUGCCACCGCCUCGGACCCGGCGGGACCCCCACCACUACCUCUGCCCGGGCCGCCACCCCUCGCGCCCACCGCCGCCGCUGGGACCCUGGCGGCCAGCGAGGGCCGAUGGAAGAGUACGAGGAAGAGCCCUCUCGGGGGUGGCGGCGGCUCGGGAGCCUCCAGUCAGGCCGCCUGCCUCAAACAGAUCCUUCUGCUGCAAUUGGACCUCAUCGAACAGCAGCAGCAGCAGCUGCAGGCCAAGGAGAAGGAGAUCGAGGAGCUGAAGUCAGAGAGAGACACGGUACGGGAGGGGUUAAUCUGCGUUCGGGACGAGGAGCGAGUUGUGCGCAUGCUCGGGGGAAGGGGGCUGUAG
Physeter macrocephalus (sperm whale) is the source of this 1101-nucleotide messenger RNA. Its product is annotated as male-specific lethal 1 homolog. The record is from RefSeq and is a predicted model, not a curated record. The transcript has a single exon. NCBI's taxonomy places the organism in Eukaryota, Metazoa, Chordata, Mammalia, Artiodactyla, Physeteridae. Gene Ontology annotation, molecular function: chromatin binding. Gene Ontology annotation, cellular component: MSL complex. Bases 262 to 1101 code for a protein of 279 amino acids.